CUUCUUCUUCCCUUCGUUCUGCCUGCAGCAGUUCCCUCCACAUAAACAUGUCUGUCUAAUUCCUCCAGCAGCAUGUGAUCCUCUUCACACCUCCUCCCUGCUCUUGUGUUUUAAGGUUGUGCAAUAGUUAAAUAAUUCAUUGUCAGCGUCGCUGCUGCUGCUGCUGCUGCUGCCUACAGGUCGUCGGUGCGGAGGAAAAAAGCUGCUCGCUCGUCAUUCCUGCAGUGCGAGCUCUGGCAGCAGCUCCUGAGAGAGACAGAGCGCACAGAUCCGAGGGAAGCUGCAGAGCACCCACACCCACCGAGGAUACACAGGACUACCCUUACUCCUCCUCCUCCUCCUCCCUCCCUUCUCCAACUCUGCGCUCAGCAUUAUCACAACUGCUGCUCGGCUUUGCAGGGCAGCGACGAGCCCACUUGGCUUCAAGAAACUUCAAGAACAAGGAGGACGAUGCUGCUUCAGCUUGGACCGAGAUGGACGAGGCUGAUCUGCUUUCUGUGCCUCCUCCUCCUCCUCUUCGGCUUGCCGGGGGAAUCGAACGCCAGGAGAGCCCCGAAGAUCCCCCGCUGCCCUGCGACCUGCUCCUGCACCAAAGACAGUGCCUUCUGCGUGGACACCAAAGCCAUCCCCAAGAGCUUCCCCCCGGGGAUCAUCUCUCUGACGAUGGUGAACGCAGCCUUCAGUACCAUCCCAGAGGGAGCGUUCUCACACCUCCACCUGCUGCAGUUCCUGUUGUUGAACUCCAACACGUUCACCAUGAUCGCUGACGACGCCUUUGCUGGUUUGUCUCACCUGCAGUACCUGUUCAUCGAGAACAACGACAUCCAGGCGCUCUCCAAGUACACCUUCAGAGGACUCAAAUCCCUGACUCAUCUAUCUCUCUCAAACAACAACCUGCAGCAGCUGCCGAGAGAUCUCUUCAAACAUCUCGACAUCCUCACAGAUCUAGACCUGCGGGGGAACUCUUUCCGCUGUGACUGUAAAAUCAAGUGGCUGGUCGACUGGAUGGAGAAGACCAACACUUCUGUUCCUGCGAUCUACUGCGCGAGCCCGUUUGAAUUUCAGGGACGGAGAAUCCACGAUCUGGCACCGCGAGACUUCAACUGCAUCAGCGCAGAUUUUGCUGUCUACGAGACCUUCCCUUUCCACUCGGUGUCGGUGGAGUCGUACGAGUUCAAUGACGACCAGUUUGUGACCUUCGCUCAGCCUGAUUCAGGGUUCUGCACCUUGUACGUGUGGGAUCACGUGGAGAUGGUCUUCAGGAGGUUUCAUAACAUCACCUCUCGCUCUGCUGUGUACUGCAAACCGGCGGUCAUAAACAACAGUCUUUACAUGGUCGUGGCUCAGCUUUUUGGUGGAUCUCAUAUCUACAAGUGGGAAGAAGACCCGCAGCGCUUCGUAAAGAUCCAAGACAUCGACACCACUCGCGUGAGGAAGCCCAACUUCGUGGACACCUUCCAGGUGGAUGAAGAGUGGUACUUUGUUGUCGCGGACAGCUCCAAAGCCGGCUCCACCAGCAUUUACCGCUGGAACAGCAACGGUUUCUACUCCCACCAGUCCCUCCAUCCCUGGCAUCGGGACACCCACGUGGAGUUCCUCGACGUCGGGGGGAAGCCUCACCUGAUUCUCUCCAGCGCCUCUCAGCCACCGGUGGUCUACCAGUGGAACCGAAGCCAGAAGCAGUUCGCCUUCUUCUCCCAGAUCACCGAGCUGGCCGACGUGCAGAUGGUUAAGCACUUCUGGGUGAGGAAGGUUCUUUACCUUUGCCUCACGCGCUUCAUCGGUGACUCCAAGAUCCUCCGCUGGGAAGGGCAGCGUUUCGUGGAGAUCCAGACUCUUCCUUCUCGGGGCUCCAUGGCGGUGUAUCCGUUCACCGUCGGCCUUCGUCAGUACCUCAUUCUUGGAAGCGACUUCUCCUUCUCCAGAGUGUACCUGUGGGAUGACCUCACUCAGCGCUUUCAGCCCUUCCAGGAGCUCAACAUGAGAGCCCCGCGGGCGUUCAGCCUGGUAGCUGUCGACAACAAGGACAUUCUGCUGGCUGCCAGCUUCAAAGGCAACACCCUGGCCUACCAGCACCUGGUGGUGGAUCUCAGUGCCAAGUAGACAUGUUAAAACCGGAGCGAGAGGAGGAGGACGAGGCGUUUGUGAGCAUUUAUCAACACGUGCCAAAUAAAUGAAAGACUGCAAAAUGUUUAAGCCAUGUAACUAAAGGUCUGCUGUGUCACCUGAUGUUUAAAGCGAGGCAACUAAUUAAAAGAUUAAUCUAUUUUUGAUGCACUAUCUCUUAACAUCGUGUCAUGGCAACGCUGCAUCACUGCUUCCAUCUAUCUACGCCAGUUAUUUGUAUACUUUACUAAACAAUGUGCAUGUGCAUCCACUGAAGACUGACUGUAAAAGAUUUUGUAAGUUUAUCUGUGUUGCAUUUUGCAUGACACAAAUGGUACAAAUGAUAUGAUGUAAACCGAGCAAUACUUAACCAUCGCAAUACUUAAAAAAAAUCCUUGAUUAUAUAUGAGAUAAUCUGUUUUUUGGGGAUUUAAUGUUCGUUCUGCAAUAAUAACAAAGAGAGAUCAGAGCCGGCCUGAAGCAUGAGCAAAGACGAGGCGAGAGGGGCCAAAGUGUCUGACAAUGUGAAAUUUUCUUUAUAAUUUAAGUUUUUAAAAACAGAUUCUUUGAUUUUGUUAUAGCGGAUGUGAAAAAUAAGAAACAUUUUGGGGGAUUAUAUCUAAUAAACUGAAAUCUGGGGAUCCACACGAGCUAUAACAAAGUCAAAGAAUGUAUAUUAAAGUUAUAUAACAGUUCUAAUCCUAUGUUUUUGUUCUUGUUGCUGUGUAUAUUUGCACAUGGAAGAGUUGAUGUGAAGGGGGGUUCAAUUAAAUCCAGCUUAUGGCCCCUAAAA
Larimichthys crocea (large yellow croaker) is the source of this 2899-nucleotide messenger RNA. It is a transcript of the gene lgi3, whose product is annotated as leucine-rich repeat LGI family, member 3. Gene Ontology annotation, cellular component: synaptic vesicle. The record is from RefSeq and is a predicted model, not a curated record. Bases 451 to 2103 code for a protein of 550 amino acids. Gene Ontology annotation, biological process: regulation of exocytosis. NCBI's taxonomy places the organism in Eukaryota, Metazoa, Chordata, Actinopteri, Sciaenidae. Gene Ontology annotation, molecular function: protein binding. The transcript is spliced from 9 exons.